CAUUCCGUGAAAGCUGCACCGUUCAGCCUCGUGCUCAUAUUGCUGAAAACAAGACUCAAGUUUAUAUAGGGCAGGAUCUGGAGCAGCUCUCUACAACCAGUGCCAUGUCCCAUCAAUUGUACCCUAAUUCCUGUGACUGUUUUGUGUCACUUCCACCGGCUUCAAGCUCUCCUGUGGUUAUAUUUGCAAAGAAUUCAGAUCGGCCACGUAUGGAGGUGCAGGAGGUCGUGUACUAUCCUGCGGCUGAAUAUCCUCCAGGAUCAAAGGUCAUGUGCACCUACAUAGAAGUGGAGCAGGCCCCAAAGACUUUAGCUGUGAUCUUGAGUCGUCCAGCCUGGUUGUGGGGGGCUGAGAUGGGCGCUAACGAGAUGGGGGUCUGCAUUGGAAAUGAAGCUGUGUGGACCAAGGAACCAGUUGUAGAACAAGAGGCUCUGCUGGGCAUGGAUUUGGUAAGAUUAGCACUGGAGCGUGCCACUUCUGCCAAAGCCGCUGUGCAUGUUAUUACUGAACUCCUGGCAUGUUAUGGUCAAGGAGGCAGCUGUAGAGAGGAGCCUGAGCCCUUCAUGUACCAAAACACAUUCCUUCUGUGUGACCGCCAAGAAGCAUAUGUACUUGAGACAGCUGGGCAGUACUGGGCAACCGAGAAGAUCACUGAGGGGGCACGAAACAUCUCUAACCAGCUAAGUGUGGGAAUAGAUAUAUGGCAGAAACACCAGCAACUCUGCUCACAUGCCCUGGCAGAGGGCUGGUGGAAUGGAACAGAAGAGUUCAACUUCAAGAAAGUCUAUACUCUAGAAAAACAACCAGUACGUAUGGAGGCGGCAAAGGCGCGAUGCAAGGCUGGGCAAAAUCUGCUGCAGAGGCAAGCAGGGCACAUCACAUUUGAGUCAAUGCUGGGCAUUCUACGUGACAAGGACAGUGGAAUCUGUAUGGACUCUGGUGGAUUCCGCACUACAGCCAGCAUGAUAUCUAUUCUACCCCAGUCUCAAUUACCAUGCAUCCAUCUGAUCACUGCCACUCCGGAUCCAUCCAAGUCAGUGUUCAAGCCAUUUGUGUUUAGUACACACGUUACACAAGUACCUUGGGUGUUGUCCCCUGUAUUUGGUGAAAAAGACCCCGUCAGGCAGAUUCCUCGGUUUAAAACACAAGUGGACAGGAGACAUGAACUGUACAGGCACCAUCAGAAGGCACUGGAGGCCUGUGAAGGCAAUGAGGAGGCUCUACAAGCACUACAGACGAUGCAAAGGGAAAUGGAGACUGAGACUUUAUUAGCCGUCAACAAGCUGCUUGAUGGAACCAAGAACCCUGACUUUACACACUCAACUGACCUAUUUCGUCUCAGUGUGGAAAAAGAGCUUGCAUUAUACAAAGAGUUAAAGGAAUAACGGUUCAUUAACAAUGCUCUUCACAUUAUUGCAUUAAACAAAAAAAAAUUCAACC
Messenger RNA from Nanorana parkeri, 1440 nucleotides. It is a transcript of the gene SCRN2, whose product is annotated as secernin 2. The transcript has 8 exons. Gene Ontology annotation, biological process: proteolysis. The record is from RefSeq and is a predicted model, not a curated record. Bases 105 to 1385 code for a protein of 426 amino acids. Lineage: Eukaryota; Metazoa; Chordata; Amphibia; Anura; Dicroglossidae. Gene Ontology annotation, molecular function: dipeptidase activity; cysteine-type exopeptidase activity.